AACUGUCUCUCUCUCUCGUGUCUGUAACCUUCCUGGAAACCUCAACCCAAUGAUAAAGCAAGCCUUGCUCAAUACGUGACCAUUUUUUCUUUUUCUCUUUCAGCAACAACAAACAACCCAAUUCCCAUCUUCCCUUAUCUCUCUUUGUUUUUCUUAGAGAGAAAAGAAUAUUAAAGAAACAAAGAUUUGAACUUUCUCUCUUGUUGGGUUUAUAUUUAUGUUAUUAUGGCAUCUUCUUCGGGUAGCUUAGACACAUCUGCGAAUUCAUAUCCAUUAAGUUUCAGUUUUUCUUCUCACAGCAACUUCAUGACCACCACUCGUUUCACUGACCUUCUUGCAUCUACUGAUGAUGAAACCAUUAAGCGUAGUGGUGGGUUGGGUGAGAGAAUAGCAGAGAGAACUGGGUCUGGUGUCCCUAAGUUUAAGUCAAUUCCACCCCCUUCUUUGCCUCUCUCUCCACCUUCUGUUUCUCCUUCUUCGUACUUCGCUAUUCCUCCUGGUUUAAGCCCCGCUGAGCUUCUUGACUCUCCUGUCUUGUUAAACACUUCUUGUAUUUUGCCUUCUCCAACUACUGGUUCAUUUGCCAAUUGGAAGAUGAACUCUAGUCAUAAUAACCAGCAAAAUGUUAAGCAAGAAGACAAUAAUUACUCAGAUUUCUCUUUUCAGCCACCAACAAGGCCAUGUACAACAUCAUCAGCAAUGUUUCAAUCUUCAAACAGCUCAAUUCAAACUGCACAACAGCAAAGGUGGAGUUUACAAGAAUCUGUAAAGCAAGAUGAUUUUGGUGCUCUUCAAACAAAUACUCAAAGCAGCAAGAACAACAAUAACAACAACAACAACAACAACAACAAUGGGUUCCAGUCAGAUUAUGGUGAUCAACCACAGCAAUAUCAAUCAGUGAGAGAGCAAAGAAGAUCAGAAGAUGGAUACAAUUGGAGGAAAUAUGGUCAAAAACAAGUUAAAGGAAGUGAAAAUCCAAGAAGUUAUUAUAAGUGCACAUAUCCUAAUUGUCCAACAAAGAAAAAAAUUGAAAGGUCUUUAGAUGGACAAAUAACUGAGAUUGUUUAUAAGGGUAGUCACAAUCAUCCUAAGCCUCAAUCCACUAGGAGAUCAUCUGCUAACUCUUCUUCAUCAGCUACUAAUCAUGCAACAGUUGAGAAUCACUAUAGUAAUAAUAUUCAAGAUCAAUCAUUCGGUACACAUGGUAGUGGUGGACAAAUGGAUUCUGUUGUAACAACACCUGAGAAUUCUUCCAUUUCUGUUGGGGAUGAUGAUUUUGAUUCUUCACAAAAGAGCAAGUCUAGAAGCGAUGAGUAUGAUGAAGAUGAACCAGAGGCCAAAAGAUGGAAAACAGAAGGUGAAAAUGUGGGAAUUUCAGCACCAGGGAGUAGAACAGUGAGAGAACCAAGAGUUGUAGUUCAAACCACUAGUGAAAUUGACAUUCUUGACGAUGGAUAUAGAUGGAGGAAAUAUGGGCAGAAAGUAGUCAAGGGCAAUCCAAAUCCUAGGAGCUAUUACAAGUGCACACAUCCAGCAUGUCCUGUGAGGAAGCAUGUUGAGCGAGCAUCUCAUGACCUUAGGGCAGUGAUCACAACCUACGAGGGCAAGCACAACCAUGAUGUUCCGGCUGCUCGCGGCAGCCACUCCGCAGUCAAUAGGCCAUUGCCUGAUAACAACAACAACAACAGUAAUAGCAAUAGCUACAAUAGUAACUCCAGUGCAGCUAUGGCAAUAAGGCCAUCAGCUACGAAUUAUCAUUCUACCAACCCAAUUCGCAAUUCAAGGCAACCAGUAACAUCUGAAGGAGAAGCACCCUUUUCACUGGAGAUGUUUCCAAGUCCAGGAAGCUUUGGGUUCUCAGGAUUUGGAAAUGCUAUGGGGUCUUACAUGAAUCAAACAAAAGAAGAACCAAGGGAUGAUUUGUUUCUGGAGUCAUUGCUAUGCUGAAACUUGCAUGUUUUUGGAGGGAUGAUAUAAUAAUAAUAAUAAUAAGAAGAAGAAGAAGAAGAAGAAGCAGGUCAAGUUCAUUUGAUUUAAUUAAGUACAGACUGUUUGCUGUGUAUAUUUUACAACAAAAAGGCAUUUCAUUUUAGUAAUGUUGUAAGAUCAUAUACUGGUAUAGCUUUAGGAAGUAUCAUUGUCAUCUAUUAAGUUAAUUUUUUGAUUGUUUUGGGGCCUUCAUUUGAUAUUCAUAUCAUAUUCCAAGCCUCGAUUCAAUUUUGUAUCACAGUUUUAGUGUUAUUUGUUAAUUUGUUUAUGGUUUUAAAUGGAAAACUUUUAAGGUUCAUUUC
This is a messenger RNA of Ricinus communis (castor bean), 2291 nucleotides long. RefSeq names its product WRKY transcription factor WRKY24. Gene Ontology annotation, molecular function: DNA-binding transcription factor activity; sequence-specific DNA binding. Gene Ontology annotation, biological process: regulation of DNA-templated transcription. NCBI's taxonomy places the organism in Eukaryota, Viridiplantae, Streptophyta, Magnoliopsida, Malpighiales, Euphorbiaceae. The transcript has 5 exons. The record is from RefSeq and is a predicted model, not a curated record. Bases 226 to 1947 code for a protein of 573 amino acids.